CUCCGGCCACCGUAUGAUAUCGUGGCGUUUUUCUGAUGUGUACAGCCUUGCCCCAGUUAGCCGGAUAUCUGAUAACCGUUAUUGCUGGCUUAUUUAACCUGAAUUUAUUGGCCGUCACACCACAUUUACCACCGGAGAGUGUUUCCUUUAGCGGGUUAAGAUGAGGCGCGCCGGUUUGGGUGAAGGAGGCUCUGGGAGUUACACUGCCAGUGGGUACAGUGUAUAUGAGGAGGAAAAUGAACAUCUACAGGAGGGACUGAGAGCCAAAGUCAACGCUUUGAAAAGUCUGUCUAUUGACAUCGGAACGGAAGUCAAAUACCAGAAUAAAAUGCUGGAGGAUAUGGACACAGACUUUGACUCAACAGGCGGCCUGCUUGGCGCCACCAUAGGCAGAGUGAAGCAGCUGUCCAGAGGCAGUCAGACCAAGCUGCUGUGCUACAUGCUGCUCUUCUGCUUUUUCGUCUUCUUUGUCCUGUACUGGUUCAUCAAACUAAGGUGAUAGGAGGAUCCUCCUGGACUUGGCCCUUUCAACUUCACCCCCUGCCCCCCAAGUCUGUGCCACCCUGAUGCAUCUCACUACUAGACCAACAUGAUAAUAAUGGUGGUGAUGAAGAAAGAAAGGUUUUUUUUUUUUUUUAAGUGUCUCAGCUUUACAGGUGCCCUGGUGUCUGUCAGCACUUCAUUAAUGACCCCAAAAUUUAGUCAUGAAAGGACUCCCACUGAUGCUAUCUGAUGGAGAAAAGUGCAAAAGGUCUGAGAUGAUUAUGAUCACGUGAAGUAGGUAUCAUGUUUACCUUAAGUAGACAAUUCCAGUAUUUGUAUGUAGUUUAUAUCAUUCUAAUAUUACUACUACCAGUCCAAUACUACUGUUUCAAUAACCUUAAUGCAGUAGUGGGCACAUUAAAUGAUAAACGGCAACAAAUCUGUGGAUUAUUUUGUCAAACAACCCAAGCUGUGUCAAAAGUGAUUAAGUUAUAGAAGUUAUCUGAAAUAAAUGAUCGAGAGUAUCUGCUUUCAUGAAUGAAUGGAAAUAUUACAUCUGUCAUCCAUAGAAACAGUUCAUAGCAGUGCACUUCAUUACUGCUCAAAUUUUGUUGUGAAAAUAUUUUUUAAUGUAAAUAAAGACAUUUUAUGCUCUGAA
Molecule: messenger RNA, 1141 nt
Organism: Lates calcarifer (barramundi perch)
Lineage: Eukaryota; Metazoa; Chordata; Actinopteri; Centropomidae
Gene: bet1
Product: Bet1 golgi vesicular membrane trafficking protein
Exons: 4
Coding region: 161-499 (112 amino acids)
Biological process (GO): endoplasmic reticulum to Golgi vesicle-mediated transport; vesicle fusion with Golgi apparatus
Cellular component (GO): SNARE complex; Golgi trans cisterna
Molecular function (GO): SNAP receptor activity
Source: RefSeq, a predicted model, not a curated record